GUAUCAGAUAGUAGUGGAGAUCAUUCAGGCGACCACCAUCAGCAGCAUCCCACAGCUGAAGAGACAGAAAGACAGUAAAGGGAAAGAGGCCGCGGCACUGAAAGCCGACCUGUUACGUGCCAGAAACAUGAAGCGUUACAUUAACCAGCUCACAGUGGCAAAGAAGCAGUGUGAGAAGCGGAUCCGGCUCCUCGGGGGUCCUAACUAUGAGCAGCAGGAGGACGGAGCCCAGGAUGAAGGGGACGGUCCACAGAGCCAACGGAUACUUCAGUUUGAGGAGAUCAUGUCAAACGCAGUGUACCGGGAGCAUUUCCGUGUCUACAUGGAGCGUGUGGAAAAGAGGGCUCUGAUUAGCUUCUGGGAGCUGGUGGAGAUGCUCAAGAGCGCCAACAAGAAUGAAGUGCCGCAGCUGGUGGGAGAGAUCUACCAGAACUUCUUUGUGGAGAGCCGGGAGAUCCCGGUGGAGAAGGCUCUUUAUAAAGAGAUCCAGCAGACUCUGGUGGGGAACAAGGGCACAGACGUGUUCCUCAGGAUCCAGGGAGACGUGUACGAGACCAUGAAGGAGCGCUAUUACCCAUCCUUCCUGGUGAGCGACCUGUACGAGCGGCUCAUUAAACGAGACGAGCAAAGGAGCAGCUCACAAUCCAGCAGCGAGGAGAAAGACGACACCGGUCCGGUGAUGGAAGGAGGGGACGUGGCCCUGGAUGAAGGCAGCAAAGGCAUCAACGAACAGGCCAGUUAUGCUGCAACCAAACUACACCAGCUGUACGAGAGGCUGGAGUACAAACGCCAAGCCCUGGGCUCCAUCCAGAACGCACCGCGGCCUGAUAAAAAGAUUGUGUCAUUACUGAAGGAAGAGAUCUGCACCAUGGAGAAGGAGCACAGCGACCUCCAGCUGCACAUCUCACGGACGGACUGCUGGUGUGAGAACCUGGGCACCUGGAGAGCCGUCAUCAGCACCGCAGAGGCCUCUGAGGAGAAUGGCGAGCAGAUGGCGUGGUACUUUGUUGCCGUAAGUCUUUCUGAAGACGACGACUGCAAGAACAACCGCUGGACCGUCACCAGGAAGCUCAGCGAGUUUCAGGCUUUGCACAGGAAGUUGACGGAGUGUUUUCCGUCACUCAAGAAAGUCCAGCUUCCCUCACUCAGUAAACUGCCGUUCAAAUCAAUCGACCUAAAGUUCCUUGACAAAUCCAAGAACCAACUCAACACUUUUUUACAGAAAGUGUUGACAGAUGAGCGCAUGUGUCAGAGCGAGGCGCUGUAUGCCUUUCUCAGUCCGUCACCAGAGCACCUGAAGGUCAUCGACAUCCAGAAGAAAUCCUCCUUCUCUCUCGCAUCCUUCCUGGAGAGACUGCCGGGAGACUUCUUCUCACACCAGGAGGAUGAAGGUGAGGAUGACAGUGACCUCUCAGACUACGGCGAUGAGACGGACGGGAGGAGGGACGCUCUGGCUGAGCCCUGCUUCAUGCUGAUCGGAGAGAUCUUUGAACUCAGGGGCAUGUUUAAGUGGGUGCGGAAGACACUAAUUGCACUUGUUCAGGUCACGUUUGGACGGACUAUAAACAAGCAGAUCAGAGACACUGUAAACUGGAUCUUCAGUGAGCAGAUGUUGGUUUACUACAUUAAUAUAUUUCGUGACACGUUUUGGCCCAACGGGAAACUGGCACCUCAUAACAAAAGCCGCUCGGAGAGUGAACGCAGAGAAACCAAGGAGAGAGCACAGCAGAAGCUUCUAGACAACAUCCCAGAUGCACUUCAGAAUCUGGUGGGGCAGCAGAACGCGAGAUACGGGAUCAUCCGGAUCUUUAAUGCACUUCAAGAGACCAGUGCCAACAGACAUCUUCUCUACAUCCUGUUGGAGAUGCUGCUAAAAGAGCUCUAUCCCGAGCUGAACGUGGAGGGUGUACAGGCCUGAACAUCCUUACUUCACAUCAGAGGCUCAGGAUGGUUUCUCUAAUGUGCUGGAUGGCUGUUUUUGGUGUUAUUUAUAAAAAAGUUUUGUUCUGUUUUAUUUCUGAAACACUUGACUCUGUAGUGCUGGAUCUAGGAAGCCUCAUGAAUAUGUUUGUGUUGUGUUUCUCUCUGGUGAGAUUGAAGGAACAGACCACAUCCACUGCCAGCUGGCAUCUGCUUUUCUUUCUCUCAUUUGUUUUCUUCUGGGGGUUUUUGCUGUGUAAUGUGAAUAACAGUGGAAUGAGUGUUACACAUCUGUAAAAAGAAGAACCCAGACCUCUGUAAACUCCCUACAUAUUAUUGUGACCAUUGCGAAAACUUUUAAUCGUGCAAUAUGUCAUGUACAGUUAUUGUGAAGGUUCUGUCUGUGAUAUUAUUAUUAUUAUUAUUAAUAUUGUUAUUAUUAUAGAAUUUUAUUUUUACCAAAUUAGACUAGAGCAUUUAUAAGCAAUAAAAUGCAAAAGAAGA
Carassius auratus (goldfish) is the source of this 2424-nucleotide messenger RNA. RefSeq names its product sorting nexin-25-like. The record is from RefSeq and is a predicted model, not a curated record. Gene Ontology annotation, cellular component: endosome. Gene Ontology annotation, molecular function: phosphatidylinositol binding. The transcript has 14 exons. NCBI's taxonomy places the organism in Eukaryota, Metazoa, Chordata, Actinopteri, Cypriniformes, Cyprinidae. The annotation marks the transcript as partial.